Coregonus clupeaformis (lake whitefish) is the source of this 4033-nucleotide messenger RNA. Its product is annotated as vertnin-like. Lineage: Eukaryota; Metazoa; Chordata; Actinopteri; Salmoniformes; Salmonidae. Gene Ontology annotation, cellular component: chromatin. Gene Ontology annotation, biological process: regulation of transcription by RNA polymerase II. The record is from RefSeq and is a predicted model, not a curated record.
AGUGUCCUAUCUGGAGUGAACUCAAGUCUGCUGAAUCGGUGCAAAGCACAUUGUUACAUGCACACACAAUGGACUAACUAAGCUACCUGUGAGCAGCUGGAACGAAGGCUCUAGGCUGUGCGCUUUACCACUCCAAUAGUGAGUGACGUCCUCUUGGAAAACGAUUGAUACCAACUAUUUCAGGUAUGAUUCAGAGGAAGGAGGUGGUACUCUCAGUCCUAGGGGAGCUGCAGGAUGCCACGGAGAGCUCCGGCCUGGACGCCCUCACCAGGGUAGCACUGGAGGUCUACCAGGUCCUGACCCCCUUCACCCUGCCUUCCUCCCCCUACCGUGAGUUCCCUGACUGGGCAGGGAUCGACGGCGUGGCCCGUAGCCUGUACCCUGCAGAUGCUCCCGGAGGCCUCCUGCCUCUGGUCUGUAAGGGAGAGGGGAACUUGCUGUUUGAUGCAGCCAGCAUGCUGCUAGUGGGGACCGCUAGUCUCAGGCUGGAGCUACAGGUGCGUACGGUGGUGGAGAUGCUGCUGUGGAAGAGAUACUACCUGGGUGGUAUGAUCGACUCUAAGGUGAUGCUGCAGGCAGCCAGGUUCAGCUUGUGUGCCGAGGAGUCAGAGGACAUGCUCAACCUCCCGCUCUCCGUCCUCGAAGCUAUCUUCGACGCCGACGUCAAAGCCUCCUGCUUCCCCGGCUCCUACGCCAACAUGUGGCACCUCUACGCCCUUUCCUCUGUCCUCCAGUGGAACGUCUACUCUGUCUACCCCAUGUACAACCUCAAGAUACGACCCUACUUCAACCGCCUGAUAAGACCGAGGUCCUACCCCAAAGAUGUGAACCCCGUCACCAUGCACAUCAUGUGGUCUGGAGAGCUGGAGGGAGGCUCCUCCAGCUCCAGGUUCAGACCCAGAGUCUUUGUAGCGUUAGUCCAGGCUAGUGACCUCCAGGUGGGCAGUCCUAACGAUGAGCUGAGGGUCCCCCCGCUGAAGACCCUGGAGCUUCUCAACCGGGACUCUCACCUGUCCUACUCCAGUCUGAAGGACAAGUACAACAUCACCAAGAGCACCUUCUACCGCUGGAGGCGGCAGACGCAGGAGCACCGCAAGAAGUCUGCUGCCAGGUACGAGGCCAAACACUUCCUCCAGGCGUGCUAUCUGGAAGGGAAGCUCAUCCCACUGCACCUGUUUAAAGAGUUAUUCCCUGAGAUCUCCAGGUCCACCUACUAUGCAUGGAAGCACGAGCUGAUCUCGUCCGGCGGUAGUUUCUCCACGUUGUCCGCGGGGGAGGUGAGUCCAGGGGACAGCACGGAGCAGGAGUCCUGGUCCUCCCCAGAGUCCAAGCCCGGGCAGGAGGAGGACCAUGAGGUAGAGCCAGACCCAGAGCGCCACGACAGCGUGGCCAGUCUGUUCGGCCUGAACUACAACAGUGAUAAGAUGGAUGGAGAACGGGCCCAGAGCAUGGCGCUGAUGCAGGAGGCCAAGAAGGUUCUUCAGAACUGCAUCGCUAUGAAUACAUCAUUCCCCUUCCGGAUCUUCAAGAGGAGCUUCCCUGGGAUCUCCAGGUCAACUUACUACAACUGGAGGAGAGAGGCCAUGCUAUUUAACUGUGGCUACAAGGUUGGGAGCAGUGAAAACAGCUUGGAUGCGGAUAAGAGUAGUCCCACCGGUGGUCUGUCCCCUAUCGUGGGGACUGAGAGCCAUGGUCAUGCUGCCGCCGUCUUCCCCAGAGCGAAGAUCUGUAGAAACAACCAUAAAGGGUUCAGGAUGGUGUUCCUACGCAGGAAGAAGCUCCGAGAAGCUGCCAAGGUGAAGGUCUGGAGGUCAAAAUGGCCUCUGUCUAGGUUCAGAGUGAAGUACCCCUCCCUGUCCCUCUGUUUCUAUUGGUUGUGGCGAAACAGCGCCAGUCGAACCAGGAAGGAGGAAAUCACCACCCCGUCACUAGAGAUGGACAGGUCUGAGGUCAUUAUUAUGGAGAACAACAACAACGCAGUGAAAGGGAAUGGGAUGAUGAUGAUGAUGGCAGAGCGUGAGAUAAAGACGAGGGCUCCAAUUCAGGACGUGUUCUCCUUUGAGGGGGACCCAACAGAGGAUCUGAGGGGCCCUGUCACCAUGGCCUCUGUGACAUCCCCCUUCGACGCCCCCUCCCUCUACCGAGGUCCCCCCUGCUCCUCCCCCUCACCAACCCAACCAAGAUGUCCGCCGCCACCACCGACAGACGACCAGAUGUUUGUGAUGGAUCUGGUGGUCCUGGCCAACUUCAAGGCCAAGGCCAAACUGUUCCUCCAGCAACGCUUCGAGGAGAAGUCCUUCCCCACCUUCAAAGAGUUCAGGUCCUACUUCCCCCUGACUCCCCGAUCCACAUACUAUAUGUGGAAGAGGGCCCUGCAUCACGGCGUGCCACUGGUACAUGGCUGAGAGACAUGGCUGAGAGAGGGCACCAAGUGUAGUGGUGGUCAUGCACUCUGUUACAGUAGCUCCAAGCAGAAGGGUGUCCCUGUAGCAAACUCAAAUGCUCUCUUGUCUGUAGUCUCUUCCGAAUCCUAAACUAUCCCCCCUCCCCCCCCUUCACUCCCUCAAACUGAGUCCUCAGUAUCAACCCCCACCUUUCCUCACCCUCUUGAAAUUAUGUAGAUUUUUCACCUGAUGUUUUCAACUGAGCACACUGUAAUUGUUUGGUUUAUAGUUUGAGGUAUGUUUCAGCACCUGGGUGAAGCCUAAUGGAUUGAAAUUGCAGCCAAAUGCAUCUUAGGCAUGAUGUUCUCCCCUCCAUCUCUUCUCCCCUCCAUCUCUUCUCCCCUCCAUCUCUUCUCCCCUCCAUCUCUUCUCGCCUCAUUUGCACGUGUGUGAAAAGAGACUGUCCGUCCUACAAUUCCAGUAAUGUUCCUCUGGCCUCCAGGCAAAAGGCAGUUGAAAGUGACCAACCAGUGGGGGUUGAUUUAAAUGACUCUUUGUUUGAGACUGGAUGUUUGUUCUUCUUCUCUUGGUUUUAAUCUCCUUCCGGAAGGACUCCUUUAUUUCCCUCUUUUUCAUUUUAGUUCAAUUGUUUUCAGGCUCCUUCAGGAUGUUCUGUUUUUGUUAAUCCAUUUGAUGUCUGUCUAUCUGUUUUAGAGGAUUCCUAGCGGUUUACCCUUUAGAUGUGUUGUACUGAAAGAAGUCUGUGGUUGCGUCAGGGAAAGGCCUGUUUCAGAAAUCCAGUUUCUCCUUUUUUUAUUUUUUUUUAUUUUUUUAUACAUGUUCUGUACACACAGUUUUGAUUCACUAUUUUUGGACAUUUGAAUGUACAUCUAAAAGGAUGAUUUCACUUGGUGCAUCGCCAUUUUGUGUUUCAGGGUCUUCAUGAUUUACAGAUGCAAUAGAUGCUACACCGAACAGGUAAUGAGCUAUAGAUGUGACACAUUGUCUCCUACUGUAAGGUAAUUUUGCACUAUGGUAUUUCAAUGGGAUACGGAACAUAUCUCAACCACAUGUCAGGGAUAGUUUUUGCACCAUAUGUUACAUGGUUGUCUUCUCAAGACGGAUUUAUUUAAAUUUGAAUUGACCAGUUUGUUUUGUAAUUAAUGUUUACCACAUUUCUGGACUUGCUACCAGAACAUGUAAUAUGCUAAUUGGCCUAAUUAAGUGUAUAUUUUCUUUUAAGAAUUUCUAUAUUUUCUCUGUGAUUACCAUGCCUUUUUAUUUUUUAAACUACCUAUCAUGUAUGUUUUUCUGGUAACCCUAAUGUGAAGUGAGUCUUCUCUCUAUUUGAAGUCCUAAAUCAUGGUAUGUUAGUUUUGUUAAAUCAUGUUUGUCUUAUUUUUUUUAAAAAUAAUGAAAUGUGAGUUCCAUUUAGUUGUUUUGUUCCCAAACACAUUCUCUCAAAGAGUAUUGAAAUUUCAGACACGGGUGUAUUGGUGUACCACUGCCAUCAUAGCAGCCAAACAUGAUAUUUUUUUUCUAUUUUAACAUUUUCCUGCAUAUUUGUUUGUAAAAACUGGUGGAGUGAAACUAUUUUUUGUUGUUGUUGCUAUGAGGCAGAACAUCAAUAAACCACCCACUCAAACUCA